Messenger RNA from Saccostrea cuccullata (small rock oyster), 2503 nucleotides. RefSeq lists its product as uncharacterized. The transcript is spliced from 15 exons. Lineage: Eukaryota; Metazoa; Mollusca; Bivalvia; Ostreida; Ostreidae. Bases 8 to 2122 code for a protein of 704 amino acids. Gene Ontology annotation, biological process: protein dephosphorylation. The record is from RefSeq and is a predicted model, not a curated record. Gene Ontology annotation, molecular function: protein tyrosine phosphatase activity.
ACAUGUGAUGCUCAAAGAAAUAAAUACACAAUAUUCAGAUCAUUCGAUUCAUACAAAGGGGAAAAUGGCUGGUACUCUGUAUAAUGGCCGGAUUGCUUCAAAAUGCACACUUAUUUUGUCCUUGUUCAUCAUUGAUUCUAGAGGAGCAUACCCUCUUUCUGGAUAUGAAGUCUCACAAAGCAGUGUUCCCUUUCCACAAAACGGACCUAACAUCCCCCUUGAUGAUGAUGACGUAACAUGUGCUGUGACAAAUAAGGGCACAGGAGAGUACUGGAAAAUACAGUUUAACCAGUCCCUGACUAUUGCCGGUGUCUAUCUUCGGCUAAAAGGAGGUAAUCACACAGUAGAAGUACAAAAUGCUUUGGACACUUCCGCUCCACAAGUUUGUGGUUAUAAACACCUACCCUUUGAAUUUACUACAAGCAAUGUUUAUAUCACCUGUAUCUCAGACUUACACGGAGAUGUUAUUAUCGUUAACAAGACAAGUUUUGGAACGUUGACACUGUGUGACUUUAAACUUAAAGUGUGUGAGUCAAACAACCUUGGUAUUCCCUGUACAAAGUGUACUCCGUCCAGCAGCUGUAAAUCUUGUGACGGACCACAUUACGGGGUCUGGUGUGAAUAUCAGUGUUCUCCCGGAUGUGUACCUGGAUCAUGUGAUGAGCUAACUGGAGAGUGUUCGAGAUGUAAAGAUGGGUUCCAUGGGAACCAAUGCCAAUUAUCUAAAUAUUGUACAUGCAGGAAUUGUUCCUCAGCAUGCUCUGAGUGUAACAUUCUGACUCAGCAAUGUACUAGAUGUCAGCAGUCCAGAUAUGGUCAAUUUUGUCAGCAUGAGUGUCAUCCUAACUGUGAUAUAUGUGAUAUAAUCAACGGGACUUGUCUGAGAUGUAAAGACGGUCAUUUUGGAGAAAAUUGUUCAGAUAGCAAUGGCCAUCUUUUCACAGACAAAUUGAGAACGGAUGUAGGAAAAAUACUCUUUUGGGUGUUGUUUCCUAUUGGAUUUAUCAUCGUAUUAGCGACACCCUUCCUUCUGAAAAAAUUUUGUAGACGUUUUUUAUGGGCUAAAUCAUUUUCAUUCUUCAAACAUACAAGAACAUCAGCCUUAAAUCUAUCCGAACAGGCAAUGAUGACACGGAACACUUUAAACAGCAGCCGCGUAAUACUAGAACCCGAGGGGAAUAGCCACUACUUAGACGAUCCCUACGAUGGUGUAGUACAGGUCGUGGUGACAUUCAGUAACAUCAAAACUAAGAGCUUGUCCAUAGAUCAGUUUGUCAAAGACACCCACCAAAAGAUGACGGCUAAUGAAUUCCGGUCAGAGUUCAAGAUUCUACCGAAUGGCCUUAUGAAUUUGCACACAGAAGCUUUGAAAAUGGAAAAUAGUACGAAAAACAGAUUCAAAAAGAUAUAUCCCUAUGAUGCAAACAGAGUAAUACUGGAACCUAUUGGAAGUCUUUUUCCUGGGAAUUACAUCAAUGCCAGUUAUGUUAAUGGAGUUUACAAGGAAAACGCCUACAUUGCAGCACAAGGACCUUUUACUCCACAGACCAUUGUCGAUUUCUGGAGAAUGGUCUGGCAAACGCAGAGCAAGAGAAUUGUAAUGCUUACACGAUUAACAGAAGGAAAUGCGGAAAAAUGUAUGCAAUAUUGGCCAGGAAACGCAGGGGAAUUUGGACCUUUCUCAAUAAUUGUCCAAAAGGAAGAUAGCAUGGAUAAAUUUACAAUACGAAAAUUUAUUGUUAGAAUGGGGGAAGAGACCAGGCGGGUGACACAGUACCAGUUUACAGUCUGGCCUGAUACAAAAGUCCCACAUAACCUUGAGGCGCUUCUUUGUUUUCGAAACAUCUCUAAAAAUUCAAUAAGUCCCAACGAAGGACCAAUAAUUGUACAUGGAAGUGCGGGUAUUGGUCGCACUGGGUCAUUUAUCGCCCUGGACUACCUCCUAGAGAAGGGUUUCAAGGAGGGAAGUGUUGACGUCAAGAACUGCGUCAUCAACCUGAGACAACAAAGAGCUUUCUCCAUACAGUCCGUUGACCAGUAUAUUUUCCUGCAUGAUGCUCUGGUGGAAGGUUUGACAAAUCUGACAUUAAAUUGUGCGCUUCAUGUGGUGGAUGAAAUGUGAUUUAGGUACUUUGAAACCCUAGUAAAAUCUACCUUUGUAUGAAGUUAAACAUUGUAUAACAAUUGCUUAAAAAUGUGCUGUUUAUCUUGUUAUUCAGAUUUGAUGAAGUAUAUUAAAUUAUCAAGUAACUCUUUGAUUAAAAGAGCGAUUGUGCAUAAGAGUUGAAUUAAAUUAUUUAUAAGUUAGGGGACAUAUGAUGCUUUAAAAAUAUAUUAAAGAAAGUGGAAAACAAAUUGAACCGAUUUUACAGAUGCUAAAAUACAUAUCAUAAGCAAGAUUUUCCAUCAAACCAACCUUUUACAUUUUUUUUCUUUUAUGUAACGGUUUAUAUAAUAUUGAUAUUAUUUGCAAAAUCAUUUUUAAAAUGGAAUAACAAUACAG